GAUACCCGCGCAGGCGCGCCGCCAUCUCUAGCCUAGACCGCGGCUGGCCACCUCGCUCCAGACAGACUCCGUGGCUCGGUGGAACGGAGGCAGCAGGUCUUCCUUUGAGGAUAUUGCCCUUCCCUUGGAGGUUAACACAAAGGAAGAGGGAAUGUCUUCUGGGAUCCUGACUGUCAGCUCACAGGUGUCAGUGACAUUCAAGGAUGUGGCUGUGGACUUUACCCAGGAGGAGUGGGGGCACCUGGACCCCACCCAGAGGGCCCUGUACAGGGACGUGAUGCUGGAGAACUACCGAAACCUGGUCUCAUUGGGUUGCCAAGUUUUCAAACCAGAUGUGAUCUCCCAGUUGGAGCAAGGGAAAGAACCCUGGAUGGUGGAGGCAGAAAUCCUAAGAGGCAGCUGCCCAGACUUCAAGAUUAGGCCUGAAGCCAAGGUGUCAACUCUGCAGCCAAACCUUUCUGAAGAAGACUCUUCCCAAACUGUAGUUGAAACAGUCCCAAAGGCCAAGUUAGGGGAAGCCGAGGAAUGUGGUGGUCAGUUAGAAAGGAGACCUCAAGUAAAAUACUUAGGUCAGAUGAUUAUUACCCACAAGAAAGAUCCUCAUUGUAAAGAGUAUGGAAUAAAAUUUUGUCUGACUCCAGUCCCUGUUACGGAACCGACUAUUCCUGAAGAAUCCCAUAAUAGAGAUAGAAGUGGAAAGAGCUCCAAGCCUUCUUCAGAACGGGUCAAAAGUAAAAAAAGUUCUUCAAGUAAGAAACUGUAUGAGUGUAAUGAAUGUGAGAAAACUUUUGUCCAAUAUGCACAAUAUACUCAACAUCAGAGAAUUCAUUCUGGAGAGAAACCAUAUAAAUGUGAUGAAUGUGGGAAAGCCUUCAGCCAGAGUGCAUGCCUUACCCGACAUCAGAGAAUUCAUACUGGAGAGAAACCAUAUGAAUGUAAAGUAUGCAAAAAAUCUUUCAGUCGGGUUUCCUCCCUUACUCAGCAUCAUAGAGUUCAUACUGGUGAAAGACCCUACGAAUGUAACGAAUGUGGAAAAGCUUUCAGUGACAGCUCAUCACUUACUAAACAUCAAAGAAUUCAUACUGGAGAAAAACCUUAUAAGUGUAAUGAAUGUGAGAAAGUCUUUAGCCGGCGUUCAAAACUUAUUCAACAUCAUAGAGUUCACACUGGAGAGAAACCUUAUGAGUGCCAUGAAUGUGGAAAAGCCUUCAGGUGGAGUAACUACUUUAAUGAACAUCAGAGAAUUCAUAGUGGAGAAAAACCAUAUGAAUGUCCUGAAUGUGGAAAAUCCUUCAGACAAAGUAGAGAUCUUGGUCAACAUCAGAGAAUUCAUACUGGAGAGAAGCCAUAUGAAUGCAACGAAUGUGGGAAAACUUUCAGAUGGGGUACACACCUUACUGAACAUCAAAGAAUUCAUACUGGAGAGAGACCUUAUGAAUGCAGCGCAUGUGGGAAAACCUUCAGGCAAAGUGGACAGCUUACUAAACAUCAGAGAAUUCAUACUGGAGAAAAACCUUAUGAAUGUAAUGAAUGUGGGAAAACUUUCAACCAGAGCAUAUGCCUUACUCGACAUCAGAUAGUUCAUACUGGACAAAAACCCUACAGAUGUAAAGAAUGUGGAAGAUCCUUCAGUCGUAUUUCCUCCCUUACUCAACAUCAAAAAAUUCACAGUGGAGAGAAAGCUUAUGAGUGUGAUGAAUGUGGGAAGGUCUUUGGUGACACAUCUUCACUUACUAAACAUCAGAAAAUUCAUACAGCCAACACAUCUCUUUAAAUGAACUAAUUCUGUUGGACCAAUUAAUGGAGAAGUUGAUGGCAUCCAUCUGGUAUGAGCCGACCUUGGUGAAAUUGGCAACCACCACCCCAAGAUCAUCCUUCAGUGCCUGCACAUCAAAGGCCAUCUCUUGACCUGGAUUGACUUUGCCUUCUUACCUUUCGUAUUGGCCUCUCAUUCCUACCAUUUCAUCACACUUAACUGGGAGUGAUCCAUGCAGUUCAGUCGAGGAGAAGUGCCUGAUCUUGGUUGACACCAGAAGAGAGAGAGAGAGAGAGAGAGAGAGUGUGUGUGUGUGUGUGUGUGUGUGUUGGGGAGGAGGGGUUGGCAAGGGUCAUCAGCAAAACUGCUUGGGCUCUUCCAGAGCCUCCCACAAGUUUAAAUCAAGACUGUUCUACAAAUUUCUAUGUAGAACUAACCUUCCAAACUCUGGGAUCUAGAUAGUGGUGAUAGUGUGCUUUAAUAGGUUCCAAUCGCAAUAUAUAUAGAUUUUGAAGAAACAAAACUAAAAUACAUAUUGGCUACUUAAGUGGAAUUUUGUUUCAAAAUCUAGUGUGCAAAUAUCUGUAUGUGGGGAGUUUGGUGGGAGUAAGGAACCCAGAAAUCCUUUAAACACAUCUGUGUAUUAAAAAAAAGUAUUCAAAAGUGAAUUAUAACUUUCCCCAAAUCCCAGUAUUGAGAAGCCUGACCUGAAGAUCAGAAGUUCCAAGAUGUCAUGUUGCAUGGCCCUAAUUGACAGGUACUUCCCACUAAGGCAGAAAAAGGAGAGCAAAAAAGGGUGGGGGAUGGGAACAAGGAUGUAUGCUUGACCAACCCCUCUUUCCCAAAUAUAUUAGCAGUCACAUUCUUUAUACCCAGUCUCAUUCCAAAAUAUCUAUGCUUCUCUAUUAGCACGGCUGCUGGGGAUCAAGAGAUGCAUGGGCUGGCUGCUGAAAGUACAGCUCAUGGACCAAAGGCCACCUGGUAUGCAGAUCCUGCUAACUAUCCUUACCUACGUGUUCCCAGGUUUCUAAUAUAGCCACCCCAGGAUCCCCAAAGAGGCUCUUUCAUUUUUCUUGGGUGGAUCUCUUUGCUAUCUAGGUAUGUCCCAACUUCCAUCGACAUCAUGCCUUGUCACAAACUUUGCAUCAGGCAGGAGCCUCCACGAUGGCAAAGCUGUGGCCGCAGCCGUGUCAUCCAGUGACGUACAUGCUCCUGCCGCUGCACUCUUCACAAUUCCUCUCAUUUCUUCAGCCAGUUCCUAGCUUAGGUAAAUAUCUUUCUUACAUUCUAGCCUCUCAGAUGCCUAAAUGAUCAGGAAAAAAUUGGCCAUAGAAUUUCUUACUUAGUAGUUUGUAUCAUGAUCAGUGAUUGCAUUUAUGGUGAAAAAGACCCCUUUGCUCUUUGAGAGAUUUCUCUCCAGCCAGGCAGCAAUGCCCUGGGCCUUUAAACAAGGGCAGGACUCAAUCUUGGAUCAUUCCAACUCACCAGGCAGUAGCAGGACUUCUUUUGGGAGGAGGGACAACCAGAACAUCCCCCUGCCCAUGCGCUCCAUGGGUGUGGUUAAGGAUAAGUUCAUGAAGCAGUUACCUCCUUCUUCUCUCUGAUUGACUGGAUUGGGAGCAGGUCUAGGACCUGGACUGAUAGCCCGAGGUUCCCUAAUCUCAGUAAGACCACCAUGCCUAAUGUGGAGAAGCCUCGAAAGCUAGAUAGGGGUCACUCCCACUGGUCCCCUUUAGAAUAGACAAGGCGACUAAACCUCGGCUUGGAUUGCUAACAAGCAGGUAACUACCAUGUAGGCAACUAGUGGGUAGGAGAAAUUGCAGUUGGGGUCAUUGUGCCCCUUCCUUCCCUGAAAGGUUGGGCUCAUGGGGUCUGUUUCCUGCUGUGGUAGCUCAAGCUUCUUGAUUGUCAUGUUAGUAUGACGGAAACUCAAGGGAUCAUGGGGUCAUAGAUUUGGUGGGGGAGACUUCAUCUUGUCCACUCCCUUCAUUUUACAGACCUAUGUAAAGUGUCCCAGAGAAGCUAAGUGGCUUGUCCACUAUUGUUCUGAUAGCAGUAGCAUAGCCAGAACUUAAAUCCAGGCCUUCAGACUCCAAACCCAGCGCUGUUUCCGCCAUGUUGCUCGAGUGUCCAAGAUAUCUGUGCUCCCUUGCUCGAACCCUUACUAUCCUAGAGGUGAA
This is a messenger RNA of Vombatus ursinus (common wombat), 3936 nucleotides long. RefSeq names its product zinc finger protein 501-like. NCBI's taxonomy places the organism in Eukaryota, Metazoa, Chordata, Mammalia, Diprotodontia, Vombatidae. The coding region runs from base 152 to 1774 and encodes 540 amino acids. Gene Ontology annotation, biological process: regulation of DNA-templated transcription. The record is from RefSeq and is a predicted model, not a curated record. The transcript has 6 exons.